This is a messenger RNA of Geosmithia morbida, 933 nucleotides long. Its product is annotated as omega-amidase. Gene Ontology annotation, biological process: L-glutamine metabolic process; oxaloacetate metabolic process. Gene Ontology annotation, cellular component: mitochondrion. Bases 1 to 933 code for a protein of 310 amino acids. Gene Ontology annotation, molecular function: omega-amidase activity. The record is from RefSeq and is a predicted model, not a curated record. The transcript has 3 exons. NCBI's taxonomy places the organism in Eukaryota, Fungi, Ascomycota, Sordariomycetes, Hypocreales, Bionectriaceae.
AUGUCAUCCUGGACACCGGGCACACCAGUGCUCCAGAAGCCCAUCAAGACGGCCCUCAUCCAGUUGGCAUCGGGCAAGGACAAGGCUGCCAACCUCGAUCACGCGGCUAGCGAAGUGGCCAAGGCUGCAGCCGGCGGUUCUAAGCUAUGUGUGUUGCCUGAGUGCUUCAACUCUCCAUAUGGAACAAACUACUUCCCCGAAUACGCCGAGGUUCUCGUCCCAUCUGACGGAUCCAAACGAGAUGCACCUUCCUAUGAUGCCCUGAGCAAAAUGGCCAAAGACAAUGCCAUAUUUCUCGUUGGCGGUUCUAUCCCCGAGUACAACCCCGCCACGAACAAGUACCACAACACGUCCCUCAUCUUCGGACCGACGGGUGACCUGCUGGCCACCCACCGCAAGGUCCACCUCUUCGACAUCGACAUACCCGGCAAGAUCACCUUUCGCGAGUCCGACGUCCUCAGCCCCGGGAACCAGGUCACCCUCGUAGACCUGGAGGGUUACGGCCGCAUCGCCGUGGCCAUCUGCUACGACGUGAGGUUCCCCGAGCUGGCCACCGUGGCCGCCCGCGCCGGCGCCUUCGCCCUCAUCUACCCCGGCGCCUUCAACCUCACCACCGGCCCCCUGCACUGGCGGCUGCUCGCCCAGGCCAGGGCCGUCGACAACCAGAUCUACGUCGCCAUGUGCAGCCCCGCCCGCGACCUCGGCGCCUCCUACCACGCCUACGGCCACAGCCUGCUCGUGGACCCCAUGGCCAAGGUCGUCGCCGAGGCCGAGGAGGCCGCCGACAUCGUCUACGCCGACAUCGAGCCCGCCCCCAUCGACGACACGCGCAAGAACAUUGCCCUGUAUAACCAGCGGAGGUUCGACGUCUACCCCGAUGUCAGCAAGGGCUCUGUCCAAUUCCAUGAUCCUACGCUGCCUCAGCCGGAGUAG